AUGAGCAUGAUGGGAGAGCUAACGUUCUUUCUUGGACUACAAAUCCAACAAUCUGAAGAAGGAACGUUUAUAUGUCAGACCAAAUACACAAAGGAAUUGAUUCAAAAAUUCGGCAUGAGCAAUGCUAAAGCCAUUGGCACACUAAUGAGUCCUUCAACGAGCCUCGACAAAGACGAACAGGGAAUCCCUGUUGAUGAAACUAAGUAUCGUGGAAUGAUUGGCUCACUUCUUUAUCUAACUGCCAGUCGACCGGGUAUUAUAUUUAGUGUCUGUAAAUGUGCCAGGUUUCAGUCAACUCCUAAGGAAUCACAUCUGACUGCAGUAAAAAGAAUUAUUCGAUAUCUUAUUGGAACUGCCUCUCAUGGCUAUGGUGAUAAGGAAGACAGAAAAAGCACAAGUGGAACAUGA
This is a messenger RNA of Nicotiana attenuata, 408 nucleotides long. RefSeq lists its product as uncharacterized. NCBI's taxonomy places the organism in Eukaryota, Viridiplantae, Streptophyta, Magnoliopsida, Solanales, Solanaceae. Bases 1 to 408 code for a protein of 135 amino acids. The transcript is spliced from 2 exons. The record is from RefSeq and is a predicted model, not a curated record.